AUGGCAGCCCACCAGGAUUCCCUGGCUCACGAGCCCCAUGACGACCUCGAGGUCAAGCAUGAUGCCACCGACCAUCAGGUCGAGCAUGUACGAAACUCUGGCGACCAGACGCCAUCCAUUCAUGUGGAAACGGAGGGCAUCACGCUCAAGACAUGGGUCGUCAUCUUUAUCCUCUCCGCCACGUUUGGUCUCAGCUUCUGGCCGGUCCCAACGACGGCUGCGAUGCAAGCUGGCCUGGCCGCCCAGUUCGGGGAGCCACAGUCCCUCGUUUGGUUCGUCCCUACCUACACGACGGCCACCUCCAUCGGCUUCAUUCUCGCCGGCACCAACAGCGAUCUGUUUGGCCGCCGCAUCUUUCUCAUCUUUGGCAACGCCGUCUGCAGCGUGGGCUUCAUCGUCACUGCGACCGCGCGCUCCUCGACGCACUUUAUGGCCGGCCUGGGCGUCACCGGGUUUGGCGCCGGCUUCUGCCAGAUGGCCAUGUGCGCCCUGCCCGAGCUCAUGCCCAACAAGUACCGCCACAUUGGCAUCUGUCUGUCGGACGGCUUCGUCUUUGCCAUUGUGGUCAUUGGGCCCAUUGUCGGCCGGUACGCCAUCGACGCCGGAGAGAGAAACUGGCAGUACGUGUUCUGGGCUGGCUUCGUCCUCCAGUUCGUCACCAUGGGCGGCUCCAUUUGGAUGUACCACCCACCAAAGCACCCGCGUGGUGUGCCGUGGGCAGAGGCCCUCAGGGGACUCGACUAUGUGGGCGCUGCCUUGAUCGUGCCCGGUAUAUGCCUGACACUCGUCGGCAUUAUCAACACGACAUACAAAGCCGGCAGCGACGUGACCGUCAUCGCCCCCCUCUGCACCGGCCUGGGUCUCCUUGUCCUGUUCGCGCUGUGGGAGAACUUUGGCAACGUCAAGUAUCCUCUGUGCCCGCCCGAGAUCUUCCGCACGCACAAUGGGCGCGAGUUCACCGCCCCCUUCAUCCUGGCCUUCAUCGUCACCAUGUUCUACUAUGGCAUCAACAUCAUCUACCCAACCAUGAUCAACACCUUCUACGUGGGCCCAAACACGUCACGCAGCGAGGAGAUGCUCCUCACGCUACCAAACAACCUGGGCUUGGUCUUUGGUGCCGUUCUACUCAGCUGCUUUGGCAAUCUACUCGGGCACUGGAAGAUCACCCUGACGGUCGCCUGGGUCGGCAUGUCCCUCUUUGGAGGGCUCCUUGCUCUCGUGACACCCUUCAACAAGGGCACCAUGAUCGCCUUUGCCUUUUUGGAGCAAAUGUUCUUUGGUUGGGCACAGUACGAGAGUAUCGCCUUCACACAGCUCGGCGUCAAGCAGGUCGAUCUGGGCAUCUCCGGUGGUCUGGCCGGCGUGGCCCGUUAUGCCGGCGGCUCGCUGGCCCAGGCCAUUUACACCACCAUUCUCACCAACGAGCAAACAUCAAGGGCGGCGCGUACCGUGCCUGCGGCAGCCGAGGCUUUGGGUCUGGGGCCACAGGAGGCACAGCAGCUGCUGGCCGCCAUAUCGACGGGGGCAACAGACGCCAUUGCCGAGAUUCCAGGCAUCACGGACGAGAUUGUUGCGGCUGCCUCGACGGCCUUCAAGUGGGCGGUCGCCCACGGUCUCAAGAUCACGGCCCUUUCCUCGUUGGCGUUUGCGGGUGUUGGCCUGGUCUGCUGUCUUUUGCUGGAGAAUAUUGACCACAAGAUGAACAACAAGACAGAGGUGUUCCUCGAGAAUGACGUGAAUGCGGAGAAGAAUGUGUACCACUGA
Emericellopsis atlantica is the source of this 1764-nucleotide messenger RNA. Its product is annotated as fungal trichothecene efflux pump. The record is from RefSeq and is a predicted model, not a curated record. Gene Ontology annotation, cellular component: membrane. Bases 1 to 1764 code for a protein of 587 amino acids. The transcript is spliced from 5 exons. Gene Ontology annotation, biological process: transmembrane transport. NCBI's taxonomy places the organism in Eukaryota, Fungi, Ascomycota, Sordariomycetes, Hypocreales, Bionectriaceae. Gene Ontology annotation, molecular function: transmembrane transporter activity.